UCUCGACGACUGGGCGCAUCUAUCAAUGCGCAAUCGCAUCGGAGCUGUAGACGAAGUCGGGGAGGUCUGCCGAGACGAGGAAUAAACACGGUGGCUGGUCCGCGCACAGGCACACGGGCAUCGGCGAGAAGUGGGCGGCGGAGGGAGUCGAGCGAGAAAGAGAGAGAGAAAGAGAGAGAGGGGAGACAUAGUGGGAGAAAGCGAGAAAGAGGGAGAGAGCGAGAGAGAGAGAGAACGGGUGAUACGGUCCGUGCGUGCGAGCGAACGAGAGAGGGAGUGAGAAAGACGUGAGCAAGAUAGAGCGAACGAGUAGGCCAGCGAGACGAUCACGAUGCACGGAGGCGAGCACAAGCGGCCAGGGGCACAGGGCUGAGGGCUGAGGGCUCGACGGGGCCUCGAGUUACGUUCACGGGCCGGCCGCGACGCAGCCAGCGAGCGAUGGAGCAGCCCAAGACUCCGGCGUCCCGGCUAUUCAACACGACCUGCAUCGAGAACAAGGACGACCUGGAAGAGAAAUUGGAGAGAUGUCAUUCGACGUUGCAAAAUUUGAUCACGGGACUCUCGGAGAAGGAAGCCCACGACACGCUGAACAAUGCAGUGUGCAAAGACAAGACGCACGAGGAGGUUUCCCUAGGUUUACUAGUGAUCAUCUUGACAGAACCGCAGAAUGCUGCAAAGAGUUACAGAGACUUGACAUUGAUCACACGAGAUGGCCUAGGCAUUGUGUUGCUUCAUCUAAAUCAAUUAGUACUGGAUAAAUAUUUGAGAUUAAAUGACGUUACCAGGAGUCAGUUAUUGUGGUUGCUAAGGGAAAUGAUAAGGACUAGUGUAACUAAUGUGGAUAAUCUUUGUUUGACUUUGUUGAGACAUGCGGCAGGCGGGGAUAUUUCCCCAAAGAACUUAUUCCUAGUUGACGCCCUCUUAGAUAUUUUUCAAGAAAAUCGAGCGUGGUUGGAUAAAUUUUCUUUUUUAGUAGCAUCAAUUGUGUACACAUAUUUACGGUUAAUAGAAGACCACAAUGCACCUCAUUUGGCUGGUUUAAGGCAAAAGGAAGUGACCUUCACAACAUCUCUGAUAAAGGAACGAAUGGCAGACUGCCUAGCUAUUGGAAGAGAUUUGGUUCGCUUGCUGCAGAACGUCGCGAGAAUACCGGAGUUUGAAGCACUCUGGAAGGAUAUAUUACUCAAUCCGAAAUCUCUCUGUCCAAAUUUUAACGGUGUUCUUCAAUUAUUACAAACUAGAACCUCCAGAAGAUUUCUACAAUCUCGUUUGACGCCGGAAAUGGAGAGGAAACUCGUGUUUCUGACGAGUAACGUCCGUUUCGGCAAUCACAAGCGUUAUCAGGAUUGGUUUCAGAGGCAAUACUUAGCAACACCUGAAUCUCAAUCGUUAAGAUGUGAUCUAAUUCGCUUUAUCGUUGGAGUCAUACAUCCCACGAACGAACUGCUGUGCUCUGACAUUAUUCCGCGAUGGGCAGUAAUAGGCUGGUUAUUCACAACGUGCACUUCUACCGUGGCUGCCAGUAAUGCAAAGCUAGCUCUGUUUUAUGAUUGGCUGUUUUUCGAUCCUGACAAAGACAAUAUCAUGAAUAUUGAACCUGCAAUUCUUGUUAUGCAUAAUUCAAUGAGGUCUCAUCCACCUGUCACUGCCACACUUCUAGAUUUUUUAUGCAGGAUAAUACCAAACUUCUAUCCUGCGCUAACGGAGAAAGUCAGAAACGGCAUAUUUUCGUCAUUGCGACAAAUUUUGGAAAAACGCGUUUUGCCUAGCCUAUAUCCGUUAUUUGAUAGUCCGAAACUUGAUCGAGAAUUAAGAAGUAAAAUACGGGAAACUUUUAAGGAAUUUUGUCUACCACCAAAUACAGAAAUGCCUGCAGGUAAUAAGGUUCUGAAAUAUUCAGGUAAAAUGGAAGAGCUUAACAAGGAGCACAAUCCAGGGACUGUAAUAGAAAAUAUCACAAAUUCUACCACGGAGAACAACCAUGUAGCACAAGAUCCAGAACCAGCAUUCAGUGAUGAAGAAGAGGAGUCUCCUCUCAGAAUAGUGACGAAAGUGGAAGAGGAAGAAGACGAGGAGGAUGUACCAUUGUCUGCUGUAAAAUUGAAAAAUGAUCAAAAGAACGCGAACUGCGUCGUGAAGAAGGAGGACAUUACGUCGCAUUUACGUCUCAUAUUGGAGCCGGAAGAGUUGAGAACUAGUAUAGAAACAUUGCAUACGGAAACCGACAAUGAGUCGAGAUGCCAAGCGAUGGAAAGGAUAGUACAAAUGGUUGUAGAGGACGAAAUAGAUGCAGAGACGAUACCCGCGUUAGCGUCCUGCAUAUCAACUAUUUUAUUGCCACAGAUCACGGCGCAGAUUUUUCCAUCGGAUAAUCUAAAUGAAGAAGUAUUGGCUGAUAGUAUAAGCACACCGUUGUUUGUUAUGUUUCGAAACCAGUUUCAAUUAUGCAAAGAAGAAGAUAAUAGACGGAAGCUUUUGGCCAGAGUGCUAGCGGAAAUGCAAUCAAUUCAAUCUAGGAUAGGUUAUCUCCUUCUUUAUUUCUUAAAAGUCUGGGGCAGAGAAGAAGAGAAAAGAGAAGGCGAACCGAGCAAUGUUCUGAACGAUGUCAAAGCAUCAGUAUAUAAAGACUUCUGCGCGCAGCGAGAAAAAAAAUUGGACGUUUGUCUAGUGUCAGAUUUAAAGCUUUGCCACGAAGAUAACAUAUUCAUGUUAUGUUAUCUCGUGCCUGACGUAUACAUAGGGUUUCAAAAUGUCGCUGUCGGAAAUGUUCAACUGUUGCAUCUUGUCGUGUCCACUGUGGAUUCGUGCCAGUUACAGGAUCUAGUUUGUCAAAUAAUGCAAGGCCAUCUAAAGAUGUUGAAGAAGGAAUCGUUCACCACGCUAUUAACAGCCAGCUUAAAUUGGGAGACAUUCGAGCAGUACUGUUUCUGGCAGCUUAUAUUCGCACACGAUUUUCCCAUUGAUUACGUACUGCCAGUUUUGCCAAAAUUACAGUUUCGUAAUCACGCGGAGGCACUUACUUCAAUCUUGUUUAUGCUUAAGCAAGAAAAGCCAACGUUGGAUCUUCUACGACAAUUACUCGCCCGACAAAGCGUUGAUGGCGAUAUGUUUGUUGUGGCAACGCUACGUUAUUGGUGUCGCGAUUACGAAGAGAAACUUGGCGAGCUGCUUGCGAAUUUACUUAGCACCCGUUAUCCUGCGACCAGUCCGAACAAACGGAAACGUUCUGGAGCCAAACAGAAUCAACAAUCUGCUGGUCCACCUACCGGCGAACAAGUUCUUGGUCAUUUGGAUCAAUUACGUCAACACUGUAUGUCCUCCGCGGAAUUACAAUUAUAUCACUCGGAAGGAAUGCAAAGGGCAUUACAGCAGGCGCAGGCGGCGAGUAGUGAUUCACUGAGGAAAAGUUACGGCGAUCUUUUUGCGCUUGCAGAAGUCAAUGAAGAGAACGAACCGCCACCACCGAGUAGUUCUGCGAGAAAACACACUGCUUCCUCUGGAGGUGGGGCCAGUGGUAAGGGUGGCCAUAGGAAAACUGGUGCUAACACGAGAGAAAGAUCCAAUUUGAAGAGACCACUUCCACGAUAUCAUAUUGAUAGUACCUCUAGUAGCGAGGAAGAAGAAAUCGUGAAUCCAAAGCAAGCGAAAAAAAGGAAAAAGAUCAAUCCAGUGGGCUCGGACAGCGACUGACCACCCAGUGUCUUCAUAUGUCACAUGGACCACGUCACGUGUGUGCAGCAAGCUAAACUAGCCUUAAGAAUAAAUUAAGAACCUUCUACCGGGACGUCGAGACGUAAUUCGUGUACGUAUUAUUCCGGUGAGAAGCGUACAGUUUUACGACCAAAUGUAUUCAGUUCUCAAUUGCGCUUAAUGAGCACAAUUAUUCUCGAGAGAUACAGGGAUACUUUUUAUAAUGUUCUGCAUGACGGAAGGUUAUUAAACUUUAAAGUAAUCAGAGUGAUUCAAUGUUAGCUUGAAAUAAAUUCAAUUUUGUUUCAAAUUUUAUUAGGAUCAUUUAGUAAUUUGAUUUAAUAAUUUGUUGCGAUUAUAAACUGCGACGUAAUUUGACUUGUACUUUUGUAUAUCUUUUUACAUCUCCUUAUAUUUGUAGGUAGACAUAUAAGGUGAAAUUAAUUCGCGCAUGGUGAUAACGAUGCAGACACGAUCAAGAGUCGGUCUCAUCAUUGUAUAAGUAUUCAAUUCUCGUUAGAAAAAUGUUUGAAUAAUUUUCCGUACUAAACCGUUCGUCGUUUCGUUAUCAUACUACGUACGAUAUACGUGUUUCUCUGAAAUGUUAAAAAAUC
Molecule: messenger RNA, 4304 nt
Organism: Acromyrmex echinatior (Panamanian leafcutter ant)
Lineage: Eukaryota; Metazoa; Arthropoda; Insecta; Hymenoptera; Formicidae
Gene: IntS3
Product: integrator complex subunit 3
Cellular component (GO): cytoplasm
Source: RefSeq, a predicted model, not a curated record